Molecule: messenger RNA, 644 nt
Organism: Habropoda laboriosa
Lineage: Eukaryota; Metazoa; Arthropoda; Insecta; Hymenoptera; Apidae
Gene: Apf
Product: bis(5'-nucleosyl)-tetraphosphatase [asymmetrical]
Exons: 2
Coding region: 219-644 (141 amino acids)
Biological process (GO): ATP biosynthetic process; AMP biosynthetic process
Molecular function (GO): bis(5'-nucleosyl)-tetraphosphatase (asymmetrical) activity
Source: RefSeq, a predicted model, not a curated record
GCUUCGAUAAGAAUCAAUACUGUCAAUCUAUGACGCAUUGUAGAUUAUCUACCAACUUCGAAAUCAUAAACAUUGGGAAGAUUUCCAUUCGGCUAGUCGAAUGAGAUUAUAAUUCUGUUUUCGCAUGUCACGUCUCUUUCUCAACUACUCAGGCUACAAGCCUCGCAGUCCAGACAGCCGGGUAACGUCACAAUAACGAUUUCUCUGAAAACCUAAUAAUGACAACUCGCGCUUGCGGUUUUGUUAUAUUUCGUCGUAUUCAAGGAAUGAUCGAAUACCUUUUAAUGCAAACAUCUUACGGCGAGCAUCAUUGGACACCCCCGAAAGGUCACGUCGAUCCCGGUGAAUCGGACAUAGAAACCGCGCUGCGCGAAACUGAAGAGGAAGCGGGUUUGUUCGCUACUGAUCUAAAGAUCAUCGAAGAUGCGAGAGAAGAAUUAAACUACAUAGUGAAUGGGAAACCAAAAAUUGUCAUUUACUGGUUAGCAGAACUAUUGAACAGUGAUAAGCCUGUUCAGUUGUCGCACGAGCAUCAAGCAUUUAAGUGGCUUCCGCUUGACAAAGCUUGUUCUCUGGCAAAACACCAAAAUCUGCAGAACGUCUUGAAAAAGUUUGACAGUUAUAUAUCGAAAAAUCUCUCCUAA